Tripterygium wilfordii is the source of this 3292-nucleotide messenger RNA. Its product is annotated as potassium transporter 2-like. The record is from RefSeq and is a predicted model, not a curated record. Gene Ontology annotation, cellular component: plasma membrane. Gene Ontology annotation, biological process: potassium ion transmembrane transport. The coding region runs from base 705 to 3083 and encodes 792 amino acids. Gene Ontology annotation, molecular function: potassium ion transmembrane transporter activity. NCBI's taxonomy places the organism in Eukaryota, Viridiplantae, Streptophyta, Magnoliopsida, Celastrales, Celastraceae. The transcript has 12 exons.
GCUUGUCCACGUUUUCCCUUGGUGUGCAAAAUUUCACUGAGCAACAUUCGUCCUUGUCGGUUGGUGGACAACUUUUAAUAGCUUUUUGUCUGUUCAUUUCACCUUGGAGAGAGUCCAAAUCUUCCUUGCAUGCUCGCAUCCAAUUUUUUUGGAUAGAACCCAGUAGAAAUGGUGUGUUCACUAAGGGGAGUGUUGAAUGAAACCCACCCAGAGCUGCCCAUCACUACAUUAUCUUCUGCUCUUCACUAAGGGGAGUGUCGAAUGAAACCUAUCUAGAUCUGUCCUUCACUACAUUAUCUUCUGCUUUGCUCAACAGUCGAGUGCAUAGUUGGAUGAGCUGUAAUGUGACAAUUUGAAAGGUGAUGCAAGGUGGGCAGCCAAAAAGGUUUGUUUCAGCUAAAAAAGGGACAAAGGACACAAUGGGUUUGAAAGGGAAGCUCAAAGGGUGUAGAAAACUGAAAGAAUAACGGGUUUUAAUGUUGCCCUGAGGUGGCCUAAUAAAGGCAGGAGCUUUCAUUAGUAUCUGGACUGGAGCAAGUUCAGCUCUUGUGCUUCACAUGGUUCCUCAAAUUAGUGUCGGUUUAGUUUUACCCAAUUCGUGGAAGAUUGGUUCUGGUUAGCUCCACAACUGCUACACAUUGAAGAGCAAUAAUGAGUAAGGAGAUCUGUUGCAAAUUCAUUGUGAUGAUUGAAGCAUAGUUACCAUGGAUCUUGAUUAUGGGAGGUGUUGGGAUACUUCAAGGAAGGAUUCUUGGAAGACACUGUUACUUUUAGCUUAUCAAAGCCUUGGAGUAGUGUAUGGGGACCUGAGCAUUUCCCCACUUUAUGUUUACAAGAGCACAUUUGCAGAAGAUAUUGAACAUUCGGAGACAAAUGAAGAGAUAUUUGGUGUUUUAUCAUUUGUCUUCUGGACCCUAACUUUAGUUCCCUUAUUUAAGUAUGUUUUCGUUGUCCUUCGAGCAGAUGAUAAUGGAGAGGGUGGUACUUUUGCACUGUACUCGUUGAUAUGCAGGCAUGCCAAAGUAAGUCUUCUGCCCAACAGACAAGUUUCUGAUGAAGCACUCUCAACAUAUAAACUAGAGCACCCUCCAGAGAAGAAGAGCAGCUCAAAGGUGAAAAUGUACCUUGAGAAGCAUAAGUUUUUGCACACUGCUUUACUAAUCUUGGUUCUUCUUGGCACGUGUAUGGUGAUCGGUGAUGGGCUUCUUACCCCAGCUAUUUCUGUAUUCUCCGCUGUGUCCGGACUUGAGUUUUCCAUGUCUAAGGAGCAUCACCAAUAUGCAGUGGUUCCAAUUACUUGCUUCAUAAUAGUGUGUCUCUUUGCAUUACAACAUUAUGGCACUCAUCGGGUGGGAUUUCUCUUUGCACCAAUUGUGGUUAUAUGGCUACUGUGUAUCAGUGCUCUUGGCUUAUAUAACAUAAUACAUUGGAACCCACGUGUCUAUCAAGCUCUCUCUCCAUAUUACAUGUUCAAGUUCUUGAAGAAGACACGGAAAGGAGGGUGGAUGUCUUUGGGUGGAAUACUAUUGUGCAUAACAGGCUCGGAGGCAAUGUUUGCUGAUCUUGGUCACUUCUCAUACGCUGCAAUUCAGAUUGCCUUCACCUUUCUGGUUUAUCCCGCGCUGAUAUUGGCAUAUAUGGGACAAGCUGCUUACUUGUCACAGCAUCACCCCACCAGUUAUCAAAUCGGAUUUUAUAUCUCAGUACCAGACAGUGUGAGAUGGCCAGUGCUAAUAAUAGCCAUUCUUGCUUCUGUUGUGGGUAGCCAAGCCAUCAUCAGUGGUACAUUCUCUAUCAUUAACCAGAGCCAAUCACUCAGCUGCUUUCCAAGAGUGAAGGUCAUUCAUACCUCAGACAAGAUACACGGCCAGAUAUACAUCCCUGAGAUCAAUUGGUUGCUCAUGAUCUUCUGCCUUGCGGUGACCAUUGGAUUUAGAGACACGAAGCACUUGGGAAAUGCAUCUGGAUUAGCCGUAAUGACAGUGAUGCUAGUUACUACAUGUCUAACAUCUCUUGUUAUCAUCCUCUGUUGGCACAAGCCCCCUAUUGUGGCUCUGUGCUUCCUGUUUUUCUUUGGCUCCAUUGAAUUGCUUUACUUCUCAGCUUCUCUUACCAAGUUCACAGAAGGCGCAUGGCUCCCAAUCCUCUUAGCUCUGUUCCUCAUGACCAUCAUGUUUGUUUGGCACUACGCCACCAUAAAAAAGUACGAAUUUGAUCUUCACAACAAGGUAUCACUAGAAUGGCUUUUGGCUUUGGGUCCGAGCUUGGGAAUCGCUAGAGUUCCUGGCAUUGGGCUGGUUUUCACUGAGCUUACCUCUGGCAUCCCUGCCAACUUUUCUCGCUUUGUGACCAACCUACCUGCCUUCCAUAGGAUCCUUGUCUUUGUGUGUGUGAAAUCUGUACCUGUACCCUACAUACCCCAAGAGGAGCGAUAUCUUGUUGGUCGUGUUGGUCCCGCUGCUCAUCGGUCCUACAGAUGCAUUGUUCGAUAUGGAUACCGCGACGUACACCAGGAUAUUAAUUCUUUUGAGUCUGAACUUGUAGAUAAGCUGGCUGACUUCAUCCGCUAUGAUUGGUAUAGAACAAGCAGACGAAAUUCAUGCACUGAUGAUGAUGCACCGCGAUCGAAUGCAUCAUCAAAUGAGUGUAGAUUGGCAGUUAUAGGAACAAUUGCAUUCUCCGGCGCACCAGCUUUUGAGUUGGAAGACAGUGUGCAGCCAGCCAGUGUAUCCGGUGGGUUCCCAAGCAUGGAAAGUGUAACAGAUGUUAUAGAAAUGGAAGCUGUUAGGUUAGAAAAACGAGUGAGGUUUGCCAUUGACGAUGAGUCUGAAACCGACUCACAGAAUGAAGUGGACUUGCAAGUGCGAGAAGAGCUGCGAGAUCUCUUGGCGGCUCGAGAAGCCGGUACUGCAUUUAUACUUGGACAUUCACAUGUUUGUGCAAAACAAGGAUCAUCUUUUCUGAAGAGACUGGCUCUCAAUUUUGGGUUCAACUUCCUUGGAAGGAAUUGCAGGGGACCAGAUGUUGCACUCAAGGUGCCUCCAGGGUCACUGCUAGAGGUUGGCAUGGUUUAUGUAGUAUGAGCAUGAAAUUAUAUUUAGUUUUCUUUGCUCAAAACUCUCUCUCUCUCUCUCUCUAUAUAUAUAUAUAUAUAUAAUUCUAAGUAGCUUUAUCGAUAUCAGAAGCAAAUUACGCAAAGCUUCUAAUUCUACGAAUAGAGAUAAAUCUCAUGUUAAUUUGCCUGUGACUUGUUUCAUAGCUUUAAUUUGAGACGCAUAUCCUAUUCUCGAGA